AACAAUAAGAGCAAUUAAAAACAUUCAUUAUGAUCACUUUUUAAAAAAAGAAACUGGGGGGAAAAAAAGAAGAGAAAGGGAAUUCCGUUCCGCGCACGCGCAUUGCCUGCGUGAGGGCGCGCGGUCGACCUCGCGCCGGAAGUGAGGGUUCCUUCUCGUUCUCGGGCUAAGCGGGUGGUGCAGGGGGAAAACGAGUCACACGCCAGGGGCGGGGCCGAGCUUUGAAAGAAGAGGAGGGGUCAGUUAAUUGGCGACGUCACGUGAUUCGGAAUGGAGGUGGCGGCGACGGCGGCAGCAGCUGAGGCGAACAUCUUCCUCAGGAGUCGGCGGGGGCGGCGCUGCUGUUGCGGCGGCCGAGGCUACUAGUCCAGGCGAAACGGCGGCCGCGACGACGGCGGCAGCCGCCUGAGGCGAGCGACUGUUGCCGGGGACGGACGGCGGCGGCGGCGGCGGUGGCGGCGGUCUCGGCCAUGGACUGAGGAGACGCGAUGGGCAACAAGGAGUCGCGCAUCGGCUUCCUCACCUACGACGAGGCCCUGCGGAGGGUGACGGAUGUAGAGCUAAAACGGCUGAAAGAUGCCUUCAAGCGGACCUGCGGACUCUCGUGUUACAUGAGCCAACAGUGCUUCAUUCGGGAAGUUCUCGGAGAUGGAGUUCCUCCAAAAGUUGCAGAGGUCAUAUACUGUUCUUUUGGUGGCACGUCGAAAGGACUACAUUUCAAUAACCUGAUAGUGGGCUUAGUCCUCCUGACGAGGGGCCGAGAUGAAGAGAAAGCCAAGUAUAUUUUCAGCCUGUUUUCCAAUGAAUCUGGGAGCCAUGUCGCCCGUGAAGAGAUGGAGAGGAUGCUUCUCAUAAUUGAUGGGAAAGUCCCUGAAUGUCUAAAAAAAUGCUUCUCGGAGGGAGAAAAAGUCAACUAUGAAAAAUUCAGAUCCUGGCUGUUGCACAAUAAAGAAGCCUUCACAUUUUCCCGCUGGCUGCUCUCCGGAGGAGUGUAUGUCACACUGACAGAUGACAGUGACACCCCCACCUUCUAUCAAACUCUUGCUGGAGUCACUCACUUGGAAGAAUCGGAUAUCAUCGACCUUGAGAAACGCUAUUGGCUCCUGAAAGCUCAAUCAAGAACAGGCCGUUUUGAUCUGGAAACAUUUAGCCUCUUGGUUUCCCCUCCCAUUCAUCCAUCCCUGAGCGAAGGCCUGUUUAACGCCUUUGAUGAAAACCGCGACAAUCACAUAGACUUCAAGGAAAUCUCAUGUGGACUCUCGGCUUGCUGCAGGGGACCGCUGGCAGAACGGCAGAAGUUUUGCUUCAAGGUUUUUGACGUUGAUCGAGACGGGGUUUUGUCUAAGGUUGAACUCGAAGAAAUGGUCGUGGCCCUUUUGGAAGUCUGGAAAGAUAACCGUAUUGAUAACAUUCCAGAGCUGCACAUGAAUUUGCCUGACAUUGUAGAAGGUAUUCUAAAGUCACACGAUAAUACCAAGCUUGGUCAUCUCACCCUUGAGGAUUAUCAGAUCUGGAGUGUGAAGAGCGCUCUUGCCAACGAAUUCCUGAAUCUGCUUUUUCAGGUGUGCCAUAUAGUCUUAGGUUUAAGACCUGCCACUCCAGGAGAUGAAGGACAAAUCAUUAGAGGCUGGCUAGAACGUGAAAGUCGGCACGGCCUUCAACAAGGUCACAACUGGUUUCUCAUCGCAAUGCAGUGGUGGCAGCAAUGGAAAGAAUACGUCAAAUACGAUGCUCCCCCUGUUCUGAUAGAGCCUUUGUCUGUCUCAAAUGGAGGUAAGACUUCUCUCCUGAGUCCUGGUACACCUACAUCAGAGCAGGGAGACGACCAAACGGCUGCUUCGAAUAACAUCAGUGCCACAGAAGAAAAGUUUUCAGAUAAUAUUUCCAGCGCAUCAGAAGCAUCGGAGACAACUAACAGCAAUAUCCUUUCGGCCACCACUCCCAUUGCCGAGACAUGUUUCGCUCGCCAACUUAAUUCUUCGGACAACAACAAUCAGUGCCUCCUCGCAUCUAAUGGGAAUAUCUUACUCCAGUUGCUGAAUCCACAGCGGCCUGGAGCGAUUGAUAAUCAGCCACUUGUAACGCAAGAGCCCGUGAAGGCUCCAUCAUUGACUCUGGAAGGCGGGCGAUUAAAACCAUCACCCCAAUUAAUCCAAGGGAAAAAUUAUGAAAUUGUCCCAGAACCGGUGUGGAGAGCUCUCUAUCAUUGGUAUGGAGCGAACCUGUCUUUGCCACGACCGGUGAUCAGAAACAGCGCGAGGGGCCUGGCUGAGCUGGAGCUUUUCCCCCGCUACCUGCUCUUCUUAAGACAGCAGCCGGCCACCCGGACGCAGCAGUCCAACGUCUGGGUGAACAUGGGUAUGAUGAGCCUGAGGCUGUUUCCCCACCAUUGGCCGAGAGGUAACGUAAGACUACAGCAAGAACCCAGCUGCGCACUAGUUCUCGAAGGGAGGCCGGCCCCACCGCCCAGACUUGGACGCCUGUGCUGCCACAGUGCUUGGAACGUCCCUUCUCCCAGCGCGCCUUUGAAGAGGGUCUUGGCCUACACCGGCUGCUUUAGCCGCACUCAGACCGUCAAGGAGAUCCACGAAUACCUGUCACAGCGGCUGAGGAUGAAAGAGGAGGAUAUGCGCCUGUGGCUGUACAACAGCGAGAACUACCUUACUCUUCUUGAUGAUGAGGAUCACACGUUGGAAUACCUGAAUAUUCAAGAUGAACAGCAUUUAAUUAUAGAAGUUCGCAAUAAAGACAUGAGCUGGCCCGAAGAGAUGUCGUUUAUAGCAAACAGCAGUAAAAUUGAUAGGCAUAAAGUUCCCACCGAAAAAGGGGCCACAGGCUUAAGCAACUUGGGCAACACCUGCUUCAUGAAUUCGAGCAUCCAGUGCGUCAGUAACACUCAACCUCUCACCCAGUAUUUCAUCUCCGGCCGACACCUGUAUGAGCUGAACAGGACAAAUCCAAUAGGAAUGAAGGGGCAUAUGGCUAAGUGCUAUGGGGAUUUGAUUCAAGAACUGUGGAGUGGAACCCAAAAGAACAUUGCUCCUCUCAAGUUGAGGUGGACUAUAGCUAAGUACGCCCCGAGAUUUAAUGGCUUCCAACAGCAAGACUCUCAGGAGCUCUUAGCUUUUCUCCUGGAUGGGCUCCAUGAGGACCUGAACCGAGUUCAUGAUAAGCCAUAUGUGGAACUGAAGGACAGCGAUGGCCGGCCGGAUUGGGAGGUAGCGGCAGAAGCCUGGGAGAACCACUUAAGAAGGAACCGCUCAAUUGUGGUCGACCUCUUUCAUGGUCAGCUGAGGUCCCAGGUGAAGUGCAAGACCUGUGGGCACAUCAGUGUUCGUUUUGACCCUUUCAAUUUUUUAUCGCUGCCUCUUCCGAUGGACAGUUACAUGCAUAUAGAAAUAAUAGUAACUAAGCUCGAUGGCACGACUCCUGUCCGAUAUGGACUCAGGCUGAAUAUGGACGAGAAAUACUCUGACCUGAAGAAGCACCUGAGUGAACUGUGUGCCCUGAAGCCCGAUCAGAUCCUGCUUGCAGAAGUACACAGCUCGAACAUAAAGAACUUUCCGCUAGACAACCAAAAAGUCCGGCAUUCGACGACGGCUUCUUUGUGCGCGUUCGAGGUACCAAUUCCUGGCUCCCCCACUUCGGCUUCUUCAAGUCCUUUGCAAACAGUUUUAGAUUUUUACCAUGGACAGUCGACUAACGGGAUGAUCAACUGUCUGAUGAACGGUGACCUCCCGCGGUCAACCUUGAUCCCAAACGGAAUGCCGAACACAGUGGUGCCCUGCAGGGUGGAGAACGGUAUGAUGAUGAACGGCCAUGUGACCUCGCCUUCGGACAGCCCCUUCAUAGGCUACAUCAUUGCAGUCCACAGGAAAAUGAUGCGGGCCGAAAUGUACUUCCUCUCGUCUCAAAAGAACCGGCCGAGCCUGUUUGGGAUGCCUCUGAUUGUUCCCUGCACAGUUCACACAAGGAAGAAAGACUUGUAUGACGCUGUCUGGAUUCAAGUGUCUCGGCUUGCAAGCCCCCUCCCUCCCCAGGAAGCCAGUAACCAUGCUCAGGACUGCGAUGACAGCUUGGGAUAUCAGUACCCCUUCACCCUUCGGGUGGUUCAGAAAGAUGGCAACUCCUGUGCCUGGUGCCCCUGGUACAGGUUUUGCUACGGGUGUAAAAUCGAUUGCACCGAAGAGCGAGCGCUGAUGGGGAAUGCAAACCUUGCUGUCGACUGGGACCCCACCGCGCUUCAUCUCCGCUACCAGACCUCACAAGAACGGAUAGCAGAGGAGCACAGAAGCGUGGAGCAGAGCCAGCGGGCUCAGGCCGAGCCCAUCAACCUGGACAGCUGCUUGCGGGCCUUCACCAGUGAGGAAGAGCUGGGCGAAGAUGAAAUGUACUAUUGUUCAAAGUGCAGGACCCACUGCCUGGCCACCAAGAAGCUGGACCUGUGGAGGCUUCCCCCAAUCCUGAUCAUUCACUUAAAGCGCUUCCAGUUUGUCAACGGCCGCUGGAUAAAGUCCCAAAAAAUUGUCAAGUUUCCUCGGGAGAGCUUUGACCCAAGUGCCUUCCUCAUGCCGCGAGAUCCGAGCUGUUGGCCGCCAAAGCUGCUGACGCCGCAGGCUGACGAUCCCACGGAGCUGUUGAUAGUGCCAGAGGAAUCUCAGAGAGCGGAGCAGCGGGGCGGCACUGUGGCCGGGGAGGGAGACGUCCUCCUCACCCGGAGCCCAUCCUCCCUCAACGCUUCGGGCAUCUUAAAUAACGUCAGAGCGUCACCGUCCUCCACGAGGAAGUGCACGUCCAGCUCUUCGACAGGUAAAAACCUGAGUCCCACCAGUAGCCCCAGGACUACGGGCAGAAGUAAGGGGCGCCUUCGGCUCCCCCAGCUAUGUAAAAACAAACUGUCGAGCAGUAAAGAAAACCUGGACGCAAGUCGUGAGAACGGUACCCAGCCAGAUCCAAAGGCCACGCUUGACUCCCCGGGGAGAGAGCAGCAGCAGAAUUUGGGGGACGGUUCAGGCGAACCGGUGGCUGCUCAGGACAAUGAGGGGCAGCUAACCAACGGAUACCUUUGCAAGCUGAGCUCCCCCAGCAACCACAGUCUCAACGGUCCACUGGAAGCCCGCCGGGAAGAGGAACUGGCCGAUGACCAAAGAGGAGAAAUCUGUAUUAAUCCCAUUUACAACUUAUAUGCAAUUUCGUGCCAUUCAGGAAUUAUGGGAGGAGGUCACUACGUCACCUAUGCCAAAAACCCAAACGACAAAUGGUAUUGUUACAACGACAGCAGCUGUAAGGAAUUGCAUACCGACGAAAUCGACACAGAUUCUGCCUACAUCCUUUUCUACGAACAGCAAGGAGUGGACUAUGCACAAUUUUUGCCAAAGAUUGAGGGCAAGAAUAUGGCGGAUACCAGUAGCAUGGAUGAAGAUUUUGAGUCCGAUUACAAAAAGUACUGUGUCUUGCAAUGAACAAAAACGGGUUUGUAAAGGUUGGUCCGAGGGUAAUUGCACCACGAGGCUGGCAAGAAAAAAAAGGAAAUACGGUUUUAACCGAGCAGAAGAGCUAGCUGUAGUUUUUAUUUUAUUUUAUUUUAUUUUUUAUUUCCCCCCCUGUGACUUGAAAGCACAACUAAAGAAAAACAAACAAACAAAACAAAAAAAAAACAGGGGGAGAAA
Molecule: messenger RNA, 5669 nt
Organism: Crotalus tigris (Tiger rattlesnake)
Lineage: Eukaryota; Metazoa; Chordata; Lepidosauria; Squamata; Viperidae
Gene: USP32
Product: ubiquitin specific peptidase 32
Exons: 34
Coding region: 489-5462 (1657 amino acids)
Biological process (GO): protein deubiquitination
Cellular component (GO): Golgi apparatus
Molecular function (GO): calcium ion binding; cysteine-type deubiquitinase activity
Source: RefSeq, a predicted model, not a curated record